Messenger RNA from Fusarium falciforme, 462 nucleotides. RefSeq names its product RRM domain-containing protein. The transcript has 2 exons. Gene Ontology annotation, cellular component: nucleus; cytoplasm; exon-exon junction complex. Lineage: Eukaryota; Fungi; Ascomycota; Sordariomycetes; Hypocreales; Nectriaceae. Gene Ontology annotation, biological process: RNA splicing. Bases 1 to 462 code for a protein of 153 amino acids. The record is from RefSeq and is a predicted model, not a curated record. Gene Ontology annotation, molecular function: mRNA binding.
AUGGCCGACGUGGAAAUGGAUGUCGACGUCGACGCGGCGUCUCCCCCGCCCCCCGCGCGCAACGAGUCCGACAUGCAGACCCAUGCCAAAGCCACAGCCGUCCGCUCCAUCGAGGGCUGGAUCAUUGUCGUCACCAACGUCCACGAGGAGGCCGACGAGGAGUCUCUGCAGGAUAUUUUUGGAGAGUACGGCGAGAUCAAGAACAUGCACUUGAACCUGGAUCGACGAAGCGGUUACGUCAAGGGAUACGCGCUGAUCGAGUACACGACCCUUGAGGAGGCCCGCGCGGCCAUUGACGGCGCGCACGAGACAAAGCUCCUCGAGCAGACCAUCCAGGUGGACUUUGCAUUCGUCCGACCCCCGCCUGGUAAGCCAGGACGCGGACGGGGCGCGGGCGGUAGGAGGACAGGCCGGAGCAGGAGUCGAAGUCCCGAGGGCAAGGAGCGCGAGGAACGCGACUGA